This is a messenger RNA of Colletotrichum scovillei, 1236 nucleotides long. RefSeq lists its product as uncharacterized. Lineage: Eukaryota; Fungi; Ascomycota; Sordariomycetes; Glomerellales; Glomerellaceae. The transcript has a single exon. The coding region runs from base 302 to 1003 and encodes 233 amino acids. The record is from RefSeq and is a predicted model, not a curated record.
AGCGUGGGUGCAUGGGAAGCUGCUGGGCAUGCUGGGCGACGUGAAUGGAGCAGGGAUGUUCAUGUACCUGACAAGGGUAGAGAGGAAGGAUGCAAGUGACGGCCGACUUCCUCGUCAAUCUUUAAUAAAAGGCAUGCGCUCCUCUCCUCCACGACCGCUCUUGAAUCCAACUGCAAGUGUAUCCUGUCUCUCCAACUUUCCCAAGCAGCCAAUCCUUUAAGACAACAUCACGGCAACCUACAGUCCUUACACCCUAAGACUCUCGCUUCCCUCGAAGACAACACUCCAAACACCUUCCAAAAUGCAGUCCAAGCUCCUCCUCGCUGCCGCCGCCGCCACCGGCGCAAUGGCAUUCGAGAUGUCCGGCACCCUCCCCCGUGUCCUCCGCCGCGCCGGCAACGACGCCCUUGAGGCCCGCGACGAGACCGCCUGCGCUUCCGUCUGGAUGGCACACUCCACCAUCGUCGACGACUUCCCCACCGAGCCCACCGCCCUCGCCACGGAGACCAACCUCGACAUCCCCCAGAUCACUGACCCCUGCGUUUUCCCCUCCAUCACGGGCCAGGCCGGCCAGAUCAUCACCUCCUACUCCUCCGCCCUCCAGUCCUGGCAGGACGCCCACAUCACCGAGAUCCGUGACAUCUACUCCGCCUGCAGCGACGUCCCGGAGGUCGCGUCCGCCCUGGACGCCUACGGCAGCGCGAUCUGCUCUACCGCCCUCGCCGUCCUCACCAGCGGUGAUGCUACUGCCACUGCUACUGCCACCGGCUCCGGCUCCGCUGCGACCGCCACGGGCACGGCUUCCGGCUCGGCUUCCGGCUCGGCUUCCGCCUCUGCUACCGCCUCUCGCUCCGGCUCUUCUGCCUCUGCUUCUGGUGCUUCUGCUUCCGGUAGCGCUGCUUCUACCACUGCUGCCGCCGCCGCUGCUGCUCCCCGCGAGACUGGACUCUUUGUCGCUGCUGCCGCCGCUGCUGCCGGCAUCGUUGGCGCCAUUGUUCUGUAAAUGGGUUCUUCACUCAAGCAACGCCCAAAAGUCCUCUCGAGUGUCAUUGAGGGCCACCUGAGAUUAGAGAGAUGGUUUGGCGGGGAAGAACCAAGUGUUGGAAAAGCCCUGGGAAAUAAUUGCCUAUGCGGCGGCCUCCUGAAUCAUUCACCAUUCUCGGUUUCAACUGUAUAAUUAAUCACUGGGAGUACCUAUACCCAAUUAGUUAAUUCAACAAAAGUCCUUUCACAUGC